GUCACUACCCAACCCCAACCCCAACCCCAAACCCAAACCCAAACCCAAACCCAAACCCAACCCCAAACCCCAAACCCCAAACCCAAACCCUCCUGAUGGUACUACAUUGGCAUCUGGUAGUGGAGAUAAAUCUAUCUGUUUAUGGGAUGUUAAGACAGGAUAAUAAAAAGCUAAAUUAGAAGGUCAUUCAGACGGUGUUAAUUCAGUCAAUUUCUCUCCUGAUGGUACUACAUUAGCAUCUGGUAGUUAUGAUAGGUCAAUUCGUUUAUGGGAUGUUAAGACAGGAUAAUAAAAAGCCAAAUUAGAUGGCCAAUCCUCAGCUGUUUAUUCCGUCAAUUUCUCUCCUGAUGGCACUACAUUAGCAUCUCGUACUUCAAAUAAUUCUAUCCUUUUAUGGGAUGUUAAGACUGGAUAAUAAAAAGCUAAAUUAGAGGGUCAUUCAGACUCUGUUAAUUCAGUCAAUUUCUCUCCUGAUGGUACUACAUUAGCAUCUGGUAGUUAUGAUAGGUCUAUUCGUUUAUGGGAUGUUAAGACAGGAUAAUAAAAAGCCAAAUUGGAUGGCCAUUCUUAACCUGUUUAUUCGGUCAAUUUCUCUCCUGAUGGUACUACAUUAGCAUCUGGUAGUUAUGAUAGGUCUAUUCGUUUAUGGGAUGUUAAGACAGGAUAAUAAAAAACUAAAUUGGAUGGCCAUUCAGACUGUGUUAAUUCAGUCAGUUUCUCUCCUGAUGGUACUACAUUAGCAUCUGGUAGUUAUGAUAGGUCUAUUCGUUUAUGGGAUGUAAAAUCAACAAAAGGGAUUCUUCCUAAAGAGUUAUGUCACAACGAUCUUCUUGCAUCACUUAACAUGCCACAUUAAAGUCCAUCCAAUUAAUAAAAUGUUAAAUAUGAUCGCACAAUUUUUAGAAUUUGUCAAAAUCCAAUUUUAGAAGCUGAAGGAGCUUUAAUCUUUGAAGGAGAGUUAAUAGAUUAUAAAGGAUAUGAUCUGAGAUCAUUAUUAAAAUCAAAAGGCAGUUUCAUUUUAGAGAAUGAACUAAAGCAGAAAGAAAAUUGA
Molecule: messenger RNA, 1051 nt
Organism: Paramecium tetraurelia
Lineage: Eukaryota; Ciliophora; Oligohymenophorea; Peniculida; Parameciidae
Exons: 2
Molecular function (GO): protein binding
Source: RefSeq, a predicted model, not a curated record